GGUCGGCCCUUUCCAUCUCGUGACGCAUUAGCAUUUGUUUACUAAACCUAUCUUAGGCGUUAUUUGACAUUAUUUUAUACAACAUACAACAUUUUAUUUAUGUCGUUAUCAUUUUGUAGACAAAGUUUACUUUUUUAAGUAAACAUUCGUUACCCAUACCUUAAAGUCCUCGUCAAACUUUAGCUUACGUGUCGGAGUGUUUUUAUCAGACAUGAGAGGAGGAUCGUCUUAUGGAGACAGGGACAGAGACCGUGGACGAGAACGGCCACGGUUUGGGUCCAUGAGUGGUCGUGGUGGACCUCCUCCCAUGAAGUUUGGGAAUCCAGGUGAGCGUCUCCGCAAGAAAAGGUGGAACUUGGAGGAGUUGCCCAAGUUUGAGAAGAACUUUUACGUCGAACAUCCGGAUGUUCAACGCAUGAGCCAGUAUGAGGUGGAAGAGUUUUGCAGAAAGAAGGAAAUCACCAUCAGAGGCUCUGGUUGCCCAAAAGCUGUUACUGCUUUUCAUCAUGCUCAUUUUCCACAGUAUGUGAUGGAUGUGCUGAUUCAGCAGAACUUUAAAGAACCAACAGCCAUUCAGUCUCAGGGAUUUCCAGUGGCGCUGAGCGGCAAAGACAUGGUGGGAAUUGCACAGACCGGCUCAGGAAAGACUCUGGCUUAUCUCCUUCCUGCCAUUGUGCACAUCAAUCAUCAGCCCUAUCUGGAGAGAGGAGACGGUCCCAUUUGUCUGGUUCUGGCUCCAACCAGGGAACUGGCUCAGCAGGUCCAGCAAGUAUCCUAUGAUUAUGGCAAAUCUUCUCGUAUCAAAAGCACUUGUGUCUAUGGUGGAGCACCUAAAGGACCACAGAUUCGAGACCUGGAGAGGGGUGUUGAGAUCUGCAUCGCCACACCAGGUCGCCUCAUUGACUUCUUGGAGGCUGGAAAGACGAACCUGCGCCGCUGCACCUACCUGGUUCUAGACGAAGCUGACCGCAUGCUGGACAUGGGCUUUGAGCCACAAAUUCGCAAAAUUGUUGAACAAAUCAGGCCUGACAGACAGACACUGAUGUGGAGCGCAACAUGGCCAAAAGAGGUGCGACAGCUGGCUGAAGACUUUCUGAGAGACUACAUUCAGAUUAACAUCGGUGCUCUGGAACUCAGUGCCAACCACAACAUUCUGCAGAUAGUGGACGUGUGCAUGGAGAAUGAAAAGGACAACAAACUUAUUCAGUUAAUGGAAGAAAUUAUGGCUGAGAAGGAAAACAAAACCAUCAUCUUUGUGGAGACCAAGAAGCGCUGUGAUGAUCUGACCAGGAGAAUGAGGAGAGAUGGGUGGCCGGCCAUGUGUAUCCAUGGAGACAAGAGUCAGCCAGAAAGAGACUGGGUGCUGACAGAAUUCCGCAGUGGUAAAGCUCCCAUUCUGAUUGCCACUGACGUUGCCUCUCGUGGACUUGAUGUGGAAGACGUCAAAUUCGUCAUCAACUAUGAUUACCCUAACUCCUCAGAGGAUUAUGUCCAUCGUAUCGGACGUACGGCCCGCAGCACCAACAAAGGCACUGCCUACACCUUCUUUACACCAGGAAACCUGAGGCAGGCCAGAGACCUGGUCCGGGUCUUGGAGGAGGCCAGACAGGCCAUCAACCCAAAACUGCUUCAGCUGGUAGACUCUGGCCGUGGCAUUGGUGGAGGCGGUGGCAGGAUGCGCUACCGGAACAGCAGCUCCAACAACCCAAACCUAAUGUACCAGGAUGAGUGUGACCGCCGCAUGCGCUCAGGUGGAGGUGGCAGCAAAGACGGGCGCAGUGGCUUCAACCGCGGCAGCCGUGAUGGAGAUCGCUCCUCCUCCUCUUCUUCGUCCUCGUACAGGGACCGGAGCCGGGAUCACAGAAACAGCUACAGCUCGGGCUCAGACCAGUACCAGAGUUACAGCGGGGGCUACAACUCCCGCAACAACAGUCAGUCUGGAGGCGCUGGAGCCCAGGAUCAGCCUAACCAACCACAAGGUCAGUUCAGUCAGCCUCCUCCACCUGCAGGAGGUCCACAGCCUCUUAUGUCGCAGCAGUUUGUUCCCCCACAGCCCCCACUCAUGGGCUUCAUGGGGCAACCGCCAUUCCCUUUUGGGUCUCCUCCCCCACCUCCCACUGGCCCGCCACCUCCCCGAAAGUAGUGUGAUAAGUAAGAAGCACAGAAUAGCUGUUUGGAGUUAGUUUGGUUUUCACUUUAACUCCUGUCAUCGUGGGAUUGAUUUUUAACAUUUUACUUUUGGACGUAUUUUACUUCUCUUCAUUAAAUCUCAACAAUACAAGCUAAAAAGACCAUAACUGUCCAAACUACAGGCCGCACCUGUUCUUUGUGUGGUGUUUGUAUUUAAUGACUUUUUCAUCAUAGGAUUUGUUUUAUAUGAAAAAGCUUCAGAUCUCAGUGAGAGAAUGUCAGUCUGUGUGGUAUUCCAAAUUGCGCGCUCAGUUUGACACAUUUUAAAUGUGAAAUGAGAAAUUUUAAUGACGUUCAAAUGUCAGAUUUUUUCAGUGCCCUUCAAAGGGUGAUGAUUCUGUGCUGCAGCAUAAACUAUGAUCCACUCGACCCCGUCUGUGCUUUUCCUCUUCUACAAAGCUAAAUCCGAUAAUGAAUUAAAAAACUUAGAUCGUAGCUAACGCUUAUUUUAACACAUGUAAUCAUCUUAGCUGUUACUUUUUUUACUGGUAUGGAUUUGUUUCUGUUUUACUUAUUGUGCUCUUUUUACUCUUUUAUUAAUAAACAAACAGAUUUUAAAAA
Molecule: messenger RNA, 2751 nt
Organism: Cynoglossus semilaevis (tongue sole)
Lineage: Eukaryota; Metazoa; Chordata; Actinopteri; Pleuronectiformes; Cynoglossidae
Gene: ddx17
Product: DEAD-box helicase 17
Exons: 13
Coding region: 212-2143 (643 amino acids)
Molecular function (GO): RNA helicase activity; ATP binding; nucleic acid binding
Source: RefSeq, a predicted model, not a curated record